This is a messenger RNA of Paramecium octaurelia, 428 nucleotides long. The record is from the annotation of a GenBank genome assembly. Lineage: Eukaryota; Ciliophora; Oligohymenophorea; Peniculida; Parameciidae.
GCAAGAUAUAUCUCAUUUCUAAUUGAAUAAAACACUAUUGUUGAUGAUAAAACAAGAUAAAGAUGUAUUGGAUAACUAAUACUAAUCAGAAGUGGUAUUAACAAUAAAUGAUAUACUCUCUCUAAUGUACCAAUAAUUAAGCUGUAAAGUAUUCUUAUAGAGAUGAAAUGAUCCUGACUUUAAACAACUUCACUUUGCAUAAUAUAAAGAUGCUUUAAUUGAAGACAUUAUAUUAGAAUCAUGGAAUUCUUGAAAUGAAAAUUUUCAAUAUAAACAACAGCUGUUUAAAGACUUAACAAACAAAUACAACUAUAAUAAAGGAAUCUUCUGCUUAGUAGCAACCAAAUAUAGGUCUUUACCUAUUCAAAAUACUAAAUUACAAAUUUCGAUAGUCUUUCAAAAUAAGUCAUGAACACUGCUGAGUUUUG